Messenger RNA from Apodemus sylvaticus (European woodmouse), 864 nucleotides. RefSeq names its product mitochondrial ribosomal protein S34 (gene Mrps34). Gene Ontology annotation, biological process: mitochondrial translation. The record is from RefSeq and is a predicted model, not a curated record. Lineage: Eukaryota; Metazoa; Chordata; Mammalia; Rodentia; Muridae. The transcript has 3 exons. Gene Ontology annotation, cellular component: mitochondrion; mitochondrial small ribosomal subunit. Bases 1 to 657 code for a protein of 218 amino acids. Gene Ontology annotation, molecular function: structural constituent of ribosome.
AUGGCGCGGAAGAAAGUGAGACCCCGGCUGAUCGCUGAGCUGGCCCGCCGCGUGCGCGCCUUGCGCGAGCAGCGGAACCAGCCGCGAGACUCGCAGCUCUACGCCCUAGACUACGAGACGCUGACCCGGCCGCACUCUGGUCGCCGGCUGCCCGUGCGCGCCUGGGCGGACGUGCGUCGCGAGAGCCGCCUCCUACAGCUGCUUGCCCGCCUCCCCUUGUUCGGCCUGGGCCGUCUGGUUACCCGCAAGUCUUGGCUGUGGCAGCACGACGAGCCAUGCUACUGGCGCCUCACGCGUGUGAGACCCGACUACACGGCGCAGAACUUGGACCACGGGAGGGCCUGGGGCGUCCUGACUUUCAAAGGGAAGAGUGAGGAUAAGGCUCGGGAAAUCGAGCAAGUCAUGUACCACGAUUGGCGGUUGGUACCCAAGCACGAGGAGGAGGCCUUCACUGCGUUCACCGAGAAACCAGAGGACAGAUUGAACGCUGUCCCCUACCCACCUCUGCUGCGGGCUAUGAUCCUCGCUGAACGACAGAAAAACGGGGAUACCAGCGUCCAGGAGCCACUCCUGAACCUGGAGAGGACUCGAAUGCGCCCCUGGGACUACCCUGCAAAACAGGAGACGAAAGGGAAGGCCAAGGGCACCCCAGUCUAAGUACCAGGACUGGCAGAGAGGUCCUGUGAACCAUCUGAUGGACAAGUGUCUUUGACUCUGUUAGAUUUCCACUUUGGUGGCGAGUUAUAUCUUACAGCCCUGACACAUCUGCCAAUGAAAAAUGGGGCAGAUGACAGGCUGCUGGUUGUCAUUUUCAGGCGGCCCCUCGCCGAUUCGUCGGUCUGGAAAUAAAAGCACGAAAAGGCC